UGCGAGGAAGCAUGCGAAGGGGCCCGACGACCCUUUGUGGGGGAGCCAGUCUAGCGGAGAGGAAUCGGGCGUCAGCGCCCGGGGGUGUCCCGCGAACAGGCACGCGGGGGGGGGGGCGCGUCGUGGGCGAGGUUCGCUGGGCCCGCAUCCGCCAGGGGGCUGCCCGGCAGCCUCCCCUCCCUCCCUGAUCGCGGGCCCGGUUCAAGGGAAGCCCCGCUCCGGCCUCUCCCCUCCCGUCCCUUUCGCUCCCCUCCCUCUCCGCUUGGCGCCGGGGGAGGGCGCGGGGCGGGGCGGCUCCCGGGGCUGGGCGCUGGCUCGCAGCCGGCCCGAGGAGUUCGCGAGCGGCGGCCGGAGUCCCCCUCCUGGAGCGCGGACGAUGGCGAAGCCCCGGGGACUCCGCGGCCACCUGAUCUGCUUGCUGGCCCUCCUGCUGCGCGGACUUCCCCGGGCCAGGGCAGAUGGCCUAGUGGAUGUGCUCCAGGCAUUUGGUGUGCGGGAGGGCAAGGACGGGGUCUCCAUCGCUGCAGGGAUCUGCCCCCAGAGGAACGGAUCAGAGGAAAGCGACCUGGCCUUACGCCUGGAGAACAAGACCCACUUCAGUAUCCCCACCAGGCACCUCUUCCCAGAUGGUCCCUUCCCCGUGGAUUUCUCGGUGCUUACUACACUACGAGCCCUCAAAGGCAGCCAGUCUUUUGUGCUUUCUGUGUAUGAUGUGCGGGGAGUACAGCAGCUUGGCGUAGAGAUCGGACGCUCACCUGUCUUUCUGUAUGAAGAUCAGCAUGGCCACCCAGUGCCCGAGGACUAUCCUCACUUUCGAAGAGUCAACUUGGCUGAUGGCAAGUGA
Molecule: messenger RNA, 844 nt
Organism: Sphaerodactylus townsendi
Lineage: Eukaryota; Metazoa; Chordata; Lepidosauria; Squamata; Sphaerodactylidae
Product: collagen alpha-1(XI) chain-like
Exons: 3
Coding region: 377-844 (155 amino acids)
Source: RefSeq, a predicted model, not a curated record